Messenger RNA from Megalobrama amblycephala (Wuchang bream), 2175 nucleotides. RefSeq lists its product as uncharacterized. The transcript has 7 exons. The record is from RefSeq and is a predicted model, not a curated record. Bases 782 to 2008 code for a protein of 408 amino acids. NCBI's taxonomy places the organism in Eukaryota, Metazoa, Chordata, Actinopteri, Cypriniformes, Xenocyprididae.
GACUUAAGAAAAAUAAAAUGAAUCUGUGAAAUACAUCUUUACUUGCAUCAAUCUUUUCUUUAGGAAAUAUCCGAGGUUUUGUUCUUUUGACCAUAAAUACAAAAAACAUUCCUUUAUUAAGUAAAGUGACUUCUCGGGAUUGUCCGUAUCAAAGGGCGUAUUUACAUUAAUGCACCGCCAUUUACAGUAACAGCACCGCCAGCAGUUUUAGUCCAACAGUUUCGGGACGCGAGUUUGUAAAUAUGACAAGCGACAAUGUAAAAAUGAAAGACAGCACGUCGGGUCAUAUUUUAGUGAGUAUCGAGCUUAUUGCGCUUCUUUUGUCGAUUCAAAUUUGACAUUAUAUGAGACAUUAAUGGGAAAAUGUGCAACAUCAGAUCUCGACACUAUAAGCUGCUCAUCGAGUAGACAUAGGCGGGUUUGAGACCACGACAGCUGACACAAAACGGGAUGCUUUUUGCGUUCAUAUGAUGGAAUGAUUGUGCUCAAUUAAUUUAUAAAUAAACACACUGUGGUGCUUUAGUUAACAAGAUGCAAUAAUACAUCGCACAAGAACAUAGGCAGCAGAACUGUUAAAUGCAUAUAAUCGUGUUUCUCAACUCAAAAAGUGGAAGUGUAUUUCAAAUAUGACAUUGGAAGUGUCUCAGUUCAUAUUUGUCACUAUUCUGACAUAUAACGAUUCUCCUUACAUAAAUGCACGACGUGCUGCAGUGGUUUCCACUGCCACUUUUGCUCUGAAAGUGUAUUUAAAUCGACCAGAAAUGACAAAUUAAAACUGCAUAUGACAAGACAUUUUAACAGGGCAGUUUUCCACGAGGGUUUCUCCAUUCACAGAUGUGGAUUUGACUGUCGACCAUCGCUACAUUAUCACUGUCCCUACUGCGAAACUACAGUUUUACGAAGAAACGAUUUUGAAAGUCAUUUAAUUGUUUGUAAAGAAGCACAUCCUGAAAGUGCCCUUCGCUUGUGCACUAGCGCCAUGAGUAGCACACUUGAUGACUCAAAGACAACAGACGCAAGUAUGGACCACGAACUUUAUACUGUACAGAGUCCCUCUGAGGACAUUAAGGAUGGCCCAGAUCAUGCAGAAUUCAUUUAUAAGAUGUCAAAUGAAGAAUUUGUUAGAUUCGUGAAGUUGCGUGUGACCAACGACUCACUUUUCACUGGAAAGAGAAAUUCUUCAACUCUGGCUUAUAGGGCCAUAUUGAAAGAGCUGGGUCUGCAAAGGGAAAUUUCUGCCAGCCAGGCCAGGAGAAAAUGGGAAAACCUUAAGAUGAAAUAUAAGGAAAUGAAGAAUCCCCCACCUGGCGUCUCGGUGAACCCCACUAACUGGCCGUGGUUCUCCCUCAUGGAUGACGCCAUGGAGGGUAGACUCGCGGGAAGCGAAGUCACCCUAGACACUUCUUCUGUGGGCGAUGACAGCGAGUAUCGGCCGAACAACACCACGCGUAGGAGGAGCAAAAGGGCGCGUGAGCCGAACAGAAGCGAGAUCGAGCUGUUUGUCGAAGAGGAUGACAUGAUGUCUGAAGAAAUGGGGCGAGACAGGGCAGACCUGGACAGAGACAGGGAUGAGAUGGAGCACGAGAGGGCCAUCCUGGAGAGCGAUAAAGCUGCUAUUGAAUACGAGAGGAUGGUCCUGGAGCGGGAGAAGAUGGUUUUAGACCGAGAAAGAGCAGGAGUGGAGCGUGAACUUGCAGCAUUGGACCGAGACAGGGCGUCUCUAGAGAGAGAGAAAGCCGCUGUGGAGAGAGAUAGGGCCUCUGUGGAGUACAUCCGAGCUCAGCUGGAAAAGGAAAGAGCGAUUCUUGACAGAGAAAGGGCAAAGCUUGAACGAGAGCGUGCCGUCCUAGAGCAGCAGCGUGGGAUGGAGAAGGGGGAGCAGCCGGCUAAUCUGAACGAUAAUUCAGAAGGAACUGACACCUCUAUUCCCUUAGUGAUGGAACCGGCUUCCUUAGAGAGGAGGCAGAAAUUCCUCAACCUGUUUGAAAAGCUCAUUGAGAACUUCUAAAACAUAACUGACUGUUCUGAACGGGACCCAUUAUGUAUAUGUUAUUAUUUUUGUACACCUUCUGUUUGAAGUAAAACCGUUUACUGUUGCCGGAAGUGGAUUGUUCUGUGUUACAGUGAUUGAUUUUGUAAUGUUAGUAGCUAUUGUUUAAAAGAGCACUUUGAAGC